This is a messenger RNA of Alligator sinensis (Chinese alligator), 2004 nucleotides long. RefSeq names its product potassium voltage-gated channel subfamily A member 4 (gene KCNA4). Gene Ontology annotation, cellular component: membrane; voltage-gated potassium channel complex. NCBI's taxonomy places the organism in Eukaryota, Metazoa, Chordata, Crocodylia, Alligatoridae. The record is from RefSeq and is a predicted model, not a curated record. Gene Ontology annotation, molecular function: protein binding; potassium ion binding; delayed rectifier potassium channel activity. The transcript has a single exon. Bases 1 to 2004 code for a protein of 667 amino acids. Gene Ontology annotation, biological process: protein homooligomerization; potassium ion transmembrane transport.
AUGGAGGUUGCAAUGGUGAGUGCAGAUAGCUCUGGAUGCAACAGCCACUUGCCGUAUGGAUAUGCGGCCCAGGCCCGGGCCCGGGAGAGGGAACGACUGGCACACUCAAGGGCGGCAGCGGCUGCGGCAGUGGCAGCGGCAACAGCGGCAGUGGAAGGUGGAGCCACUGGUGGAGAGGGGCCCUAUCACCAUUACCACCAGGAACAAGGGCGUGGUGCUUCCUCCUCCUGUGGUGGGAAUGCAUCCCGCAGCAGCCAGCCGCAGCGCCAGAACAGCAAGAGGAAGAAGCGAGGCAAAAAGAGAAGCCACCAUCUGGGAAGCAGGGAAUGUGGGGCCUCUUUCCCCUGCUCUGAGUUGUUGCCUCUCAGUGGCUCAGAAGAGAGAAUACUUAAGGAUUUGAGUGAGGACGAGGAAGAAGAGGAGGAAGAUGAGGAUGAAGAGGAUGAGGAGGAAGGAAAGUUCUACUACAGCGAUGAAGAUGGGGUGGAUGAUUUUUCAUACUCAGACCAGCCACCUGAUGAUGGUGGUGGUGGUGGUGGCGGUGGCCCUGGGAGCUACAGUUCAGUUCGCUACAAUGAGUAUGAGUGCUGUGAGAGGGUGGUAAUCAAUGUGUCAGGACUGCGGUUUGAGACUCAACUGAAGACCCUGGCUCAGUUCCCUGAGACACUGCUGGGCGAUCCAGCAAAGCGGGGCAGAUACUUUGACCCACUCCGGAAUGAGUACUUCUUUGAUAGGAACCGGCCCAGCUUUGAUGCUAUCCUGUACUAUUACCAGUCUGGGGGCCGUCUCAAGAGGCCAGUCAACGUGCCCUUUGAUAUCUUCACUGAGGAAGUGAAAUUCUACCAGCUUGGGGAGGAGGCCAUGCUCAAGUUCAGGGAGGAUGAAGGGUUUGUCAAGGAGGAGGAGGACAAGGCUUUGCCUGAGAAUGAGUUCAAAAGGCAAAUCUGGCUGCUGUUUGAGUACCCAGAGAGCUCCAGCCCAGCCAGAGGCAUUGCAAUUGUUUCUGUCUUGGUCAUUUUGAUCUCUAUUGUCAUUUUCUGUCUGGAGACUUUGCCAGAGUUUAGAGAUGACAAGGAGAUCAUACUAUCCCUGGCCCUGGGGAAGGGUUUCAAUGAGUCACUGCACCAGGAUGGAGGGGGCCACACUGUCUUUAGUGACCCUUUUUUCAUUGUAGAGACAGUCUGUAUCAUCUGGUUCUCUUUUGAGUUUACAGUGCGGUGCUUUGCUUGCCCCAGCAAAGCAGCGUUCUUCAAGAACAUCAUGAACAUCAUAGACAUUGUCUCCAUUUUGCCUUACUUUAUCACCCUGGGCACAGACCUGGCUCAAGAGCAGGGCAGUAAUGGUCAACAGGCCAUGUCUUUUGCCAUUCUGAGGAUCAUCCGUCUGGUCAGGGUGUUUCGCAUCUUCAAGCUCUCCAGACACUCCAAGGGUUUGCAGAUCCUGGGUCAUACACUCAGGGCCAGCAUGAGGGAACUGGGGCUCCUCAUCUUCUUUCUCUUUAUUGGAGUCAUUUUGUUUUCCAGUGCUGUUUACUUUGCAGAAGCUGAUGAACCUACCACCCAUUUUCAAAGCAUCCCAGAUGCCUUUUGGUGGGCAGUGGUGACCAUGACUACUGUUGGUUAUGGGGACAUGAAACCCAUAACUGUGGGUGGGAAAAUAGUUGGGUCCCUGUGUGCCAUUGCAGGUGUAUUAACCAUUGCUUUACCAGUGCCAGUGAUUGUCUCCAAUUUUAACUAUUUCUAUCACAGAGAGACUGAGAAUGAAGAACAAACACAGCUGAUGCAAAAUGCAGUCAGUUGUCCGUACCUCCCAACAAAUUUAUUGAAGAAAUUUAGGAGCUCAUCAUCUUCAUCCACAGGGGAUAAAUCAGAGUAUUUGGAAAUGGAAGAAGGAGUUAAAGAAUCUCUUUGUGCAAAGGAAAAAACAAGUCAGGAUGCAGGGAAUGGCAGUGAGACAGCAAAGAAAAACUGUGUAAAUUCAAAAUCUGUGGAAACCGAUGUGUAA